Molecule: messenger RNA, 1182 nt
Organism: Porites evermanni
Lineage: Eukaryota; Metazoa; Cnidaria; Anthozoa; Scleractinia; Poritidae
Source: the annotation of a GenBank genome assembly
AUGUCUGCAAAGUUUCAAACCAGAUAUGAUGAAAGAAUCAAAGCCCCAUCAUUUGAAGAAAUUGACCGAAAGGAUCCUGUGGCAUUUAAAGCAGCAAGAGAUCGAUGGAAUCUGGAGAGAUUAAUUGAGUUGGAAAUUGUGAAAAUAUACCGAGAUAGAGUCACAGAGUGUCACAGAAAAGAAGAAGUUAAUGCCAGACAGAACUGCAGAAAAGUUGUUAGUGACUACAUGAAAGCCUUCAAUGAAUACAAGAGGAAAGGUAUGUUAACAGAUCAAGAGGUUUAGUUGCAUGCUUUCUCUGAAGUAAAAAGUAUGUAAAAUCAAAUGGAUAUAAAUUUAGAAUGUAAAUAAUUAUUUUAUCUGACAAUAAUUAUUGGCUAUUUUUAUAUUUCAAGGGUUAAAAAACUUCAUUUGCAGAUGAAAAAAAAUCUGUUUGGUUUUUUUAAUUAGUUCUGACAGCUUGAUUAAUUGAAGAAAAUAUUGCUCCCCUUCCACGAACAGUGAUCAUUUUAUUUUACACUACACUUGAUCUCACAAGCAGAAACAUUUACAGUGUAAAGUAAUGUAAGGGAUAUAGAAUGAUAAAUUUGAGAUUUUACGACUGGUUUCAAAAUUCGAGACUGAGACUUGAGCGCUUUUCUCAAUUUUGAGCCCGAGACUUUACUUCUACAAAAUCUGUGCCUGAGACUCAAAGCGCCAAAAAUUUCGAGAUAAUAGUGCAAAUAAAGCCAAAUAAAAUGAGUGAAAAUGCCAGUAGAAGCUAGCAGAAACCCACCAAUACAGGUGUAUACUCCUUUGUCUUGUUUUACUGUCUUUAAAUCUAGUAACUAGCUCAGUCCAAUAAGCUGAUGAACUCUGAACAAAUCGACUCCUGAAGACCCUUAUGGAAAGAAAAGAUGACAAAUAUGAGACUCUGAAACCCAUAAGGGGAAAAAAAAUCAAGACUCUGAGACGCAAAAAUCACCUGAAAACGAGACUUUGAGACCCAUCAAAAACGCUUCUGAGAUUUGGAGAUGGGGCUAAAAUUUUCUGAGACCCAUGUUUUUAGAGGAACCAUUCUAUACCCCUAAUAUAUGCUUGAUUGUUUUAUUCUGAGUGUGUGUGAUGUUUACUCUUCAUUUCCCAGCAUGGUUUUGCACAGAAGAGGGAACCUGGGCCCGUUGGAAAGUGGAGUAUGAUUAG